UUCAUCGUUGCCUAGUGAGUGACUGAGUGUGUAGCUUUUCUUUAUACUACAGGAGAUUAUUCUCUAAAUAAAGUGGAUGUUUUGAUAUUUUUAUAUGGAUUAACAGAGGAUAUGCUUUGUUUUCCGGCAACGACGUGACAAGAAUGAGUUUGAUGGAGAUCAGCGAAAACGUGAAGCUGGCCCGGGAGUACGCCCUGCUGGGGAACUACAGCUCGGCCGUGGUCUGCUAUCAGGGAGUGCUGGACCAGAUCAGGAAGUAUCUGCUCUCGGUGCGGGACUCGUCUUUACAGCAGAAAUGGCAGCAGGUUUGGCAGGAGAUAAACGAGGAGAACAAGCAUGUGAGGGACAUCAUGACCACGCUGGAGAGCUUCCAGAUGGACAACGCUCCUUCAAAACCCAGCGGUUUCAGCCAAGAAAACGACAUCAUGCCUGUUCAGGUCGAACACAGGGCGUCUCCGUGUCCUGUACGUAAGGCCCCGCUGCCCUACAAAGAUGGUAAAGGUCACGGCAGCAGACUGAGCGCCGGGCCGCGCUCACAACACCGACAGUCACCACGCGUCUCUAACGGCGACCGAGGGAAACCUCCCAAGGGCAAAGAGAAGAAAGACAACGCGCCGAAGCAGAAAGACGACAAGAACAAACACGAGGCUUCCGAGUCGGAGGUGAAGAAGUUCGACAGAGGAGGAGAAGACAAGGACCUGAUCGAGGCGUUGGAGCGGGACAUCAUCUCACAAAACCCCAACGUGAAGUGGGAUGACAUCGCUGAUCUGGAGGAAGCGAAGAAGCUCCUGAAGGAGGCGGUGGUCCUGCCCAUGUGGAUGCCCGAGUUCUUUAAGGGGAUCAGACGACCGUGGAAGGGCGUGCUGAUGGUCGGCCCCCCAGGGACAGGCAAGACUCUCCUGGCGAAAGCUGUAGCGACAGAAUGCCGGACCACGUUCUUCAACGUCUCCUCCUCGACUCUCACCUCCAAAUACAGAGGAGAGUCGGAGAAACUCGUGCGCCUGCUGUUCGAAAUGGCGAGGUUUUACGCUCCGACGACCAUCUUCAUUGACGAGAUCGACUCCAUGUGCAGCCGCAGGGGAACCUCAGAAGAGCACGAAGCCAGCAGACGAGUCAAAGCAGAACUCCUGGUGCAAAUGGACGGUGUGGGAGGACCGUCUGAAAACGACCCGUCUAAAAUGGUGAUGGUCCUGGCAGCCACUAAUUUCCCCUGGGACAUCGACGAAGCCCUGAGACGCCGACUAGAGAAAAGGAUCUACAUACCGCUGCCUACAGCUCAGGGCCGGGCCGAGCUGCUAAAGAUAAACCUGAAGGAACUGGAGCUGGCCAAUGAUGUGGAUCUGGAGACCAUCGCCGAGCACAUGGAGGGAUAUUCAGGUGCUGACAUCACCAACGUCUGCAGAGACGCUUCCCUGAUGGCCAUGAGGCGACGAAUCGAGGGCCUGACCCCGGAGGAGAUCCGUAACAUUUCCAAAGAUGAAAUGCACAUGCCCACGACCAUGGAGGAUUUCCAGACGGCGCUGAAGAAAGUGUCCAAAUCUGUCUCCGCCGCUGACCUGGAGAAAUACGAGAAGUGGAUCGCCGAGUUCGGCUCCUGUUGACCCGCUCCGACGCAGUAAUCUUACCUCAAGGGCUUAAAAAAAGGGGGCGGGGCAGUUUGUACGUUUUAGAGUUUUCUGCUUUAACUGCAGUGAAAUCGUCAAACCGUCCCCUCGUCAUCUGGUGGGUGGAACCGGGUGGAGCCAAUUCCUGCACCUGAAGAAACUAGUUAGAUUUAUAUUGUGUGUAUUUGGGGGAACGAAAAGCUUUGGAAACUGGCACUUUUUAAAUUAUUUCAGCACCUCCGGUGGUAAAACAGUUGGGUCACUCAGCGAGGGUUCUCUAUUAGUGAUCUGAGAGGAUCAUGUAGCACAGGAGACGAUCUGAUACAGUGUAGUAAAGCGAUAGUCUUAUAAAUA
Messenger RNA from Clarias gariepinus (North African catfish), 1958 nucleotides. RefSeq names its product katanin p60 (ATPase containing) subunit A 1 (gene katna1). The coding region runs from base 144 to 1601 and encodes 485 amino acids. The transcript has 11 exons. Gene Ontology annotation, biological process: microtubule severing. Gene Ontology annotation, cellular component: microtubule cytoskeleton. The record is from RefSeq and is a predicted model, not a curated record. Lineage: Eukaryota; Metazoa; Chordata; Actinopteri; Siluriformes; Clariidae. Gene Ontology annotation, molecular function: ATP binding; ATP hydrolysis activity; microtubule binding.